Messenger RNA from Drosophila ananassae, 1100 nucleotides. RefSeq names its product farnesol dehydrogenase. Bases 95 to 853 code for a protein of 252 amino acids. The transcript has 2 exons. NCBI's taxonomy places the organism in Eukaryota, Metazoa, Arthropoda, Insecta, Diptera, Drosophilidae. The record is from RefSeq and is a predicted model, not a curated record.
CCGAUGGGCUGCUCAUGGAACAGUUCCCAACCAGAACCCGUCAGAACGACAACUCACUGAGUUCCUCCAAAACUGAAACCAACUGAAACCAAACAUGAAUCGCUGGACGAAUCGCGUCGCUGUCGUCACGGGGGCUAGCUCCGGAAUAGGAGCCGCCUGCUGCAAGGAUCUGGUCGCCAAGGGCAUGGUAGUGGUCGGUCUGGCCCGGCGCGAGCACCGCCUGCUGGAGCUGAAGGACUCCCUGCCGGCGGACCAGGCCAAGCGCUUCCAUGCCCGGAAGUGCGACGUCAGCAAGGAGCAGGAUGUGAUCGAUGCCUUCAAGUGGAUCGACUCGACCCUGGGCGGAGCGGAUGUCCUGGUGAACAACGCUGGCAUCGUACGCUCGAAUGUGGGCAUAACCAACGAGGGCAACUCCCAGGAUCUGCGCGACGUCCUGGAAACCAACGUCCUGGGCGUGGCGUGGUGCACCCGGGAGACGUUCCGCUCGCUCCAGGAGCGUAAAGUUGACGACGGACACAUCCUGAUCAUAAACAGUGUGGCAGGACACAGGGUUCCGAUAAUACCGCACUUCACCCUGGGCAUGUAUUCGCCAUCGAAGCACGCCAUCACGGCUCUCACGGAGACCCUGCGCCAGGAGUUCCUCCUCAAAAAGACCAAGACCAAGAUCACGAGCAUUAGUCCCGGGGCCGUCGACACGGAAAUUCUUGACAAAGCCAUUGUCGCGGCGCUACCCGAGCUGCCACCCUUGCUGCGCUCCGAGGACGUGGCCGAUGCGGUCACCUAUUGCAUCCAGACCCCUCCGAAUGUCCAGAUCCAUGAGCUGACCAUCAAGCCAAUUGGAGAGAACCUCUAGGAGGGCCUAGGUCAUUAAUAGAAUAACAUUUUAUUAACUCUUGUAACCCGCUUAUAAAAGUUGGUGUUCUAUGUGACUAACAUUAUCGAAAAUAGAUCCUAGAUUUUAUCGAUAAUCCAGAUCAUAAGAUCUUACAAACUAGCCACUUGGAGAGAACCUCAAGGGAACUCUAUUUCUUCAAGAAUAUCUAGCAAAACAUUUUUGUAACUUUUGUAACCCUUUUAUUAAACACUGUUGCCUUUAAAAA